Messenger RNA from Porites lobata, 3316 nucleotides. NCBI's taxonomy places the organism in Eukaryota, Metazoa, Cnidaria, Anthozoa, Scleractinia, Poritidae. The record is from the annotation of a GenBank genome assembly.
AAAUAGAGUCGUUUGGAGUGCUGUUUAUGACCUGAGCAUAUUAUAAAGAAGAGUUUAAUUGUUUAAUUUCAUUACUUUAAAGAGACGAUAUGGGUUUUUCGAGUUGGUUUCGGGAUCUUGGAGUUCCAUGGAAAGUUUCCAUUAGUGUUCUUGGUGGCGUCGUUGUAGUUUCAAGUGCCUAUGGCCUGUACAGAUGUUAUGUUCACCAAAAAGAACAACCACAAGAUAAGACAUCUCUCCGCGAUGAAACUGUGAGCGAAAUUUCCGAGAAAAAGGUGCUUGUGUUAGGAAUAGAGGGCAGCGGAAAAAGUACUUUCCUCGCUGCGUUGGCACAGCAUGACAGUCCAAUAACUUCCGCAGAACGAGAAGGCACAACUCCUACCGAAGGUUUUCAUGUUGUUUGCGUUUCAACCGAGGGAGUCAGCCUGAAUGUUUGGGAGAGUAAGUAUCGUGGUAUGCUUGACUAUAUAGGAGCUAAGCUGAAAACUUAUGACAGUAACAAAUUAUGAGGUCGUAUGUACAUAAAAGCCCUGUUUACUGGUGAAAUGCAAGCAUAAGCACCUCGCAUUAUGUGCUUGUGCUCUGUAUGCUUGCAUUGGGCUAUUGCAUUUUAGUAAAAUCCAACUAGUGGUCUGUUAUCAAUGCUGCAUUCUGAUUGGUUGAGCUACUACUAGGCUAUAUGUUAUAGCCCACUAGUAGCGAAAAGCAUGCACUUUUGGUGGCAAAAUGAAUGUUUGGGAGAGUAAGUACCGUGGUAUGCUUGACUAUAUAGAAGCCAAGCUGAAAACGUAUGACAUUAACCAAUUAUAAGGUCGUAUGUACAUAAAAGCCCUGUUUACUGAUGAAAUGCAAGCAUAAGCACCUUGCAUAAUGUGCUUGUGCUCUGUAUGCUUGCAUUGGGCUAUUGCAUUUUAGUAAAAUCCAACUUGUGGUCUAUUAUCAGUGCUGCAUUCUGAUUGGUUGAGCUACUACUAGGCUAUAUGUUAUAGCCUACUAGUAGCUAAAAGCAUGUGCUUUUGGCAGCAAAAACGGAUUAAAGUCUAGAUUAAAGUCUCGCCCUCAUGGCCCCUGAGUCAAUAGCCCAUUCAGCCUUCGGCCUCAUGGGCUAUUGACUCGGAGCCCAUUCGGGCUUGAGGAAUAAUUGUUAAAAAUAUUGGUACACUCCGUUUUAAGGGCUUAGCUUUUCUUCUUACCCCUGGGCAGGGUUGUUCGAGAGACGGGUUGAAUUAAGCCGUUAAGUCCCAAUGGUGACCAACAUCAAUUUUCUCCUAAUGAUAUCCAUACAUCAUCAAGAGAAAAAGUUAUGAGAAUUAAUAAAAUGAUCACCAAGAGAAAAUUCCUUGAUCUUUUAUCAAAUUCUCUCAACACCUUCUUUAAGAAAAUAUAUAGAGAUCAGUUUGGAGAAUUUGUAUGUGGAUAUUGGGGCUUAAAGGGUUAACCUCAGGCUAGGCCAAACCGGAGGUUAAAUUUGUUAUCUGCAGGUUUGUUAACUUGGGGUCAAAAUUGCGUUAUUCAAGGCGCAGUUAGAGGACCAGUUAGUUAACCUCGGGUUUUCUGCGACUAACUCACGGUUAGUAUCCCGUAAUACCUCUUGGUUUGUUUUCGCCCUAAAACGGCGUCGUUGGAGGAUCCCAUAAAAAAAUAAUUUAUUUCAGUGCCUCAGAAAUUGCUAUUUUAACUGAGAACAUGGAAGAAAACUUGCAUGUUUCACAAAGUAAGUCGACAAACAUUGUGACAAACCAACGGCAAAAAAAUUUCGACACCAACAACAGUGACACAAUGCUGUAGGAGUGGAGAAGAGGUAAGUGGCAAAGUCUGAGGGAAGUGGAAGAAUCUUCAUUUCUUGUGCAAAGUUUAUCGAAUUCACAAACUUUCAAACAGAAACAAAAUGAACUGGAGGAGGAUUGACCUGCUUAAAAACCUGUAGCGAGCUCUUAGUAAUCUUCAUUUGUAAAAUUUUUAAUUUUUAUCAUUUGUCUGAAAUAUCUGUGAGUCUUUUUUGUUGUCAUUUUAAUAGUCAGUAAAGCGUGACAACAAGGCAGCCAUUUUGUCAGUAGCCUGUGUGGCAGGCGUUUGAAAGGGAAGGGAAAGGGGGUUUUGGGCAUUUUGUCAGUUGUUUUCGCCACCCGACCUACUAAUUAUGAACUGUGAAUUGCUUUUAUUAUUUAGUCGCAUUUAACCUAAGGUUAGUUAUUUUCCCAACAAAUCUGAAGUGAAGGUACUAUUAAAAAAAGUAUAAAUGCAGGGAAGGAAAUUAAACCCGCUGUUAAACCCCCUUUCAAACGUUUGAGCUAACUUUUGUUUGAAUUGCAACAUUUAACCUAAGGUUAGUUAUUUAACCUACCUAGCUAGCAGGGUUAAAUUAAACCCGCUGUUAAACCCAAGGUUUGAGCUAACUGGUGUUUGAACAACACAACAAUCCUGCGAUUAAAAUUUAACCUUGGUUUAAGCCAAUUUAACCCGAGGUUAGUAUUUAACCCGCUAUCGAACAAUCGGGCCCUGAAGCUUAAAUAAAAUUGCAUUCAACCCUGAAGACUUCCAUAAAAUAUGGGUGUACCCCCGGAAGAUUAUGGGUGAUGAGGUCCCAUAUGGGUGAGGUGUCAAAGUCUUAAAUUGAUAAGCUGCUCUGAGAAGUUUGGGAUUAAUAUUUUUAUUCUUUUUUUUCUUCCAGUUGGAGGGAAAUUUCAGUCUUACUGGCCUAAUUUUGUCAAUGAUACCAGUGUUAUUGUUUAUGCCAUUGAUAGUAGUGAUCCUGCACUAUUUGACAAAUCAAAGCAUGCCUUGUUAGAGAUCUUGUCAGAUGUGAAACUCAAGGGAGUGCCUCUGGUUCUACUUAUUUGCAAGCAAGAUCUUAAAGAAGCAAGACCAGUGCAAGAAGUUGUGAAAUUCUUGGGAGUUGAGACACUGUCUUCAGACAGGCAAAUUGGAGUGGCUGCUUUUCAAAUACUUGCCAAUGGAGAAGUCAGUGGCCUACAAGAAGCCAAGCAUCUGAUCUUAAACUUUUGUAAAUAAUAAUAUUUAUUUAUUAAUAGUAGAUUUUGUAUCUUUUUUUUCUUUUUUCUGUAUUAUUUUCACUCACAACAUUUUUAUUUUUUCAGCAAAUGUUAAUUUCAUUUAAACCAACCUACAUGUAAGUUAUUCCCAACAUGUUACAAAGACAAGGAGGCAUUUAUGAUAUGUUAACAACAAUAUAACUUAAUUUGGUUGAUACCUGAAAAAGGGCUUAAGGUACCUUAUGACUUUGUAAGUAAGCAGUUUGAAUGUUUUAUAAGAACAAAAUAUGUAAGGAUAUUUACUUAAGUAAUUUGGACCUGAC